Molecule: messenger RNA, 1918 nt
Organism: Calypte anna (Anna's hummingbird)
Lineage: Eukaryota; Metazoa; Chordata; Aves; Apodiformes; Trochilidae
Exons: 4
Coding region: 146-1918 (590 amino acids)
Cellular component (GO): nucleus
Source: RefSeq, a predicted model, not a curated record
UUCCCCCCCCUUUCCCCUCCUCCCCUUCGCACGCCCGUCCCGGCACAGGUGCUCUCGAGCCGGGGCGAGGGGAUGAGGUGCCCCCCUGCCGCGUGGUGUGCCGAAGCGGCCCUUUAGAUCCUCCCCGGCCCAAGCCUCCCCUGCCAUGGAUGCCUCGGGGGCUCUUGCUUCGGCUCCCUCCUCCGCGGCUCCCUCGGGCUCCCGCAGCCCCAUGUUCCCCCCAGGAGCUGACAGAGAGGAGUGGGGACCGAGGUUCAAUUGUGCCCCUUCCACCUCUGCCGCAGCCUCGCAGGCGAUGCCAGCGUCUGGCCGGAAGAGGAAGGCCAACUUCUCCAAUGACGAGACUGAGACGUUGGUCUGGAAUGUGGUCCGGCAUUUCAGCGCCCUGUAUGGGUCCGAAGCCCUCCGGGCUCACCCCGUGCGGAGGAAGCAGCUCUGGACACAAAUCCAAAGCCGCGUCAACUUCCUGGGCUACACCGAGCGCUCCAUCGACGACCUCAAGCACAAGUGGCGCGACCUGCGCUUGGACGUCAAGAAGAAGAUCACCUCCAAGAAGCACCUGCCCAUGAACCGCGCCGGCGGGCCCCUCCACAAGCCGCGCCUCACGCCCCUGGAGAAGAUGGUGGCUUCCACCUUCCUGCAGGCCAGCCACGACUCGGAACCCGAAAUCAUCUUAGACCCAGAUCUCUUCUUCCCCGGUGCCUCCAAACAGUCCUUCAUGCACCUCCAGCCCGGCGUCAGCCACCCCAGCAUCUACAUCGACACCAACGGGCAGCCCUCCUCCCUGCCCGAGCUGGAGGGCUCGGCCGUGCCCCGCCUGGCGCUGCAGAGCCCAGACCCCUCCCUCAUCUGCGAGUACAGCCGGGGGGAAGGGCAGAGCAGCUCUGCUGAGUCAGGGCCGGAGCUGCGCACUCCGGACAUGUCAGCCAUUUCCCCGUCCCUGCGGAACGAGUCCCUCGUCUCCUACGCCUCCAUGUCAGAGGAGGAGGAACGGGAAGGCCGGGAGGUGGAGAGGGGCCACGGCGGGGCCGUGGGGGUGCAGCCGGGACCCGAGGCCCCCGUGGCCGCAGAGGAAGACACGAAACUGUCCCGCCAGGCCAUGCUGAUCCGACGCUGCAGCUCCCAGGGCUCCGUCACCUCCCUGCCCGAGGACCCUCUCAACCCCGUGGACGCUCACUCGGACUGGGGCCACGAGGGGGUGUCCGACCUGCCCCCCCUGGGCCGCGGGCUCGAUUCCUCCCACCCCGAGGAGCAAGCGGGGGGCCCGGGCCCGGAGAUGGGCGCUUUGCCCAGGGUACUGAUGGGGCCCGCCUGGGAGAAGCCGACGGCGGAGGAGGAGCCCCCCGCCCGCUCCCCCCUGCACGGCGCCCUGACCGAGGAGUCGCUGCCCUCCUCCGCCUCCCCCCCGGGGGACGCCCCCGCCUCGGGCCCCGGAGCCCCCCGCGGCCUGGGCUGCUCCCGCCUGCGGGAAGACCGCCGGGAGAGCUGGAGGACUAACAUCCAUCACCUGCUGGACCUGGAGGAGCAGUGGGACCAGCUGUACCACCAGGAGCUGGCCAUGUGGCAAGAGGAACGGGCGACCCAGCGGGAGGAGAGAGCCCGCGACCGGGAGCUCCAGUUCCGCCUGCUGGGGGUCCUGACGGACAUCCGCGACGAGCUGCGGUACCUGCGCCAGGAGCGGGCCGGGCAGAGCCAGGCGCCUCCCCCGGAGCCUCGGCGGGACCCCGGCAGCCCCCCGCUCCUCGAGCAGCCCAAAGCCGAGCCCGCCUUCCCCGAGCCGCCCGCCGGGAACGCCGCCUGGGGGGAAAGCGCCGUGCCCAGCCGCAGCCCCCUGGGCAACCGGGGCCGGGGGCGACGCCGGGGCCGGCCGCGGGGCUCUGCCUCCAGACACAGACGCCUCUUCCUCACCAACAGCUAG